UUGGCUGAUUGCCCACCUAACGUUCUGACCCGGUUGCACAGGAACUUGGUGGGUUGACGGUUGACUUAGGAAUUCGCAUCUUCAUCUCCUGCUUUUGAAUUAGAGAAACCCACUCUUAUCCUAGUUUCUAGGUUUUCAAAUUUCAGUUUCUGCAAACACUACAGUUGCUAGCUGUCCAUAACUAUGCCUCAAAUUUACUUCACUCGUAAAUCGCAGAAUCGAACUGAAACGUAUUUCGCGGAGAUGCCAAGAAGAGAGAACAACUUGUCUCCUACAGCACUAAACAGAUUAGGUAAGAGUGGUUCUUCUUCAACUGAUUGCAUUUCAAUAUAUCAAAGUCUUCCUGAUUAUCUCGUGUCCUGUUUAGACUAUUGUGCUAUCGUUACUACUUGGAGACGCUUUCUUAUAGGGAAGGGUAAAAUGGUUCAGCUUUUAUUGGCUGAAUCUCUAAUACCAGAAAAAGGAGGAGAAAUCAUAGAUAACAUAGCAAAUAACAUUAUUGAGGAGUUGAUUGAUCUAGGUUUACUAGUGCUAACAAAAUUGGACUAUGGAUGGGCAGAAUUUAAAGAUUGGAAUAAAAUUAUAGUUCCUGAGCCAUUUAGAAUAUUAUGUCUUGUUGAGGUGGAUGAAGUGGAAUUUUUUGCUAAAGCUGCGAAUUUACCUGUUCGGGCUAUAAUAGAACAUGAUCGGAAGCACAUUCCACUUCCUCCUGACUUUGGAACCCUCCAAAUUCGGUCUCUAUUUUUGAUUACAAACAAUGGCUCUGAUUCUCAAGGCCUUUCUCGGGCCUAUAUGGCAACUAUUUGCAAGCUGCAAUAUUUAUUGGUGUUACAUUUUCGCGGCAUCAUAAAGAGAUUAUCUGAAGAAGUGGGUGAUUUGGUUCACCUGAGAUAUCUGUGCUGCGAUUGGUCAUAUCUGGAUGAACUUCCACAGACAUUAGGAAAUCUUCAAAACCUACAAACUUUGGAUAUAAUAUUAAGUAGACAGCUGAAAGAAUUGCCAUUACAAGUCUUGAAUUAUCAACAGUUGAGACACCUCAUGAUAUCCAAGACCACCUACAGGAACGGAGUUAGAGUUCCAAGUGGGAUUGGAACUUUCAAAUAUCUUCGUACGUUAGAUGGUGUAUAUGCAGGAGGAGGCAUUCUUAGUGAACUUAGCUCCUUAACCCAAUUGCAACAACUCGGUAUUACGAGUGUGUCUGAGGAUCAUAGCACUGAGCUAUUUCCAGCCAUUACGAAGAUGGAAAAUCUUAUCUCCUUGUCGCUAGAAGCAGAGAAAUACUUACGCGAUUCAUUUCUGCCAGAUUUGGAAUCAUUUUCCCCUCCACCUUCUAUUCAAGAUCUCAGAUUAUAUGGUCGCCUUUUUGAAAUGCCUGUUUGGCUUACCUCCAUGGAAAAUCUCACUAUGUUAUUUUUAGGUUAUUCCGACCUCUUAGAGAACCAAGCCCGUACUCUUCAAUUUCUUCCCAAGUUAAAGCUUCUUUAUAUAUGUAAUGCUUAUAAAGUAAGGUGCAUUGGCAAAGAGUUCUGUGAGGCAAGUGGGUUUCCAAAGCUUGAAUUUCUUGAGAUAUCAGAGGAUUUACUAGUGGAGUGGACAGAUAUAGUCAAUGGAGCUUUUCCAAGUCUAAGACGACUUGUAUUCAGCAACUGUUGGAACUUGAGGUUUCUUCCUGAAGGCUUACAGAAUAUUUUUACUCUUGAAGAAUUGGGUUUGUUCGGCGUGCAUGAAGACCUUGGAAGGCGAUUAUUGGGUGAAGAGAAUUACAAGAUCAAGCAUAUUUCAAAAGUCCAUAUUCCGUAAAACUUAAAAGUGAUAUACAGAUCUCGUUAGUAUAAUUAGUAACAACCCCCUUUCUCAAUACUUUACAAAUUUCACUGUUUGAAAUGAAUAUUAUAAAGUCGUCUGUUUGUAAUAUUAUAAAACGACAGAGAUUUUGAAAUUGAUUCUUCUGAAGCAUGAAGGAGUCUGUCAUAAA
Molecule: messenger RNA, 1975 nt
Organism: Jatropha curcas
Lineage: Eukaryota; Viridiplantae; Streptophyta; Magnoliopsida; Malpighiales; Euphorbiaceae
Source: RefSeq, a predicted model, not a curated record